CAAUAUCCAGUGGAUCGAAAGGAGGAGAGAGAGAAACGAGAAUGAAGAAAAUAAUGAGUAUACAAGAAGAAUGCUGAGAAGAAGAGCAGAAUUCGAGGAAGAGGAGGAAGGCAUAGAGAAGGAGACGCUGGCGACGCGAAUCUGCAGGGCCGCGAAGGUGGUCUCCGGAUUUCUCAUCUCCAUGGGACUCGUGCUCGUGUUCUAUGUGAUUAUCACCACCAUUAUGGGCGAGAAAUCUCCACUGGACAUCUUCAACUUCGACCUGGAGACAGACGACCUCAUGGAGCGGCGAGGCAACUUCACGGACCCGACGCUCGUCAACUCCAUCGCGAAGAGAGACCCUGGGGACGGAGAGGCCUCGGGGUUCCCCGUGCGGAGUCUCACCAUCGAAGGCUUCGGCCACGCGUCCAGCGACGCUCCCGCCCUGGGGAAGGAAGCUGCGACGGCAGAGGCCGACGGAGACUAUGAUAACUAUGACACUGGCUAUGAGGACAGUGCAUCGGGCACCAACACCAAUGGAACACUGCCUUCGGACCCCGAAGGGCGCUCCUACGUGGCAUAUAUCCCCGUUCCACUUAAUAAUGAAGAGGAAGAAGAGGAUUAUGAAGAGGAAGACGAUGAGGAGGAGAGAAGACCGUCUAACUCCAACCCAGUAUUUGUUCCCGUGAUGAUCAUGCCGGAGGGAGGUGCUCCUGGCAUGAUGGGCAUGGGCCCUCAGUUCCCGGUCCAGAACGGACGGCCUCCCCCUCCUCCUCCCGGAAGGCGGCCUCCGCGGCUACCCUUCCCCCAGCAACCUCCUCGCAGGCCAGUGCACCUCCCCCCUGUUCCCGCCGGCCGCCCCCAGCAGCCGCGGAUGCCCCUGAGUGGCCACAGUCCCAACCUCAGGAACCCUCCACUGAAUACAGGAACUAACAGCAGAAACGGAAUAAUCGGUAUGAAUGGUGGCAUGAGUAAUAUACCCAGUAGAUUUACUGACGGUGAUUUCUACACUGCAGAAGGAAACACUAAUGUGUAUACCAUGAAUCAAGGUGUAAAUAAUAGGCCAAGUAUAAACAGUGGGAUGAACAGUAGGAAUAGAAUUAACAAUGUUAAUAGCGGGAUGAGAAAUAUGCAAAAUAUGAAUAGUGUGAACAGGGGUAUCACCGCAAAUAGGAAUAUGAACAGUGCAAAUGGGGUAGACAGAAACCCUGACCUCGGGAACCCGCCGUCUCCUGGGCACACGGCACAGGAUAUAUGGAAUUCUUUGGCUGACAUAAUGAGCAGGCCCAGUGGCAGUCCUUUGCUGCCUAACCCUAGCUCCAGUCGCCCGGCCGUGCCGCCGCCCGCAGGAAACGUUGGGCCUCGAGCACCGCCCGGGGCCCCUCCGCGGGCUCGGGUAAGACCAUCCCCAAUGAUAACCUCUCGAGGACCUGGACACCCACUUGGACCGCCACCACCCUUACCACCCGCCCGUCGUGUGCGCCCACGACUGCUCCCCAAAUCCCGCAUGUCAGGCCCGCUCCCCAAACCACGACCACCACGCCCCCACUACCGACGCCCCCUGCUUCCCCCCAUUCCUCCUCCUCCUGGUAUGCCCAUCGUGCGCCGCAGACAACCCCGUCCGGCACCGGCCCACCGACCGCCGAGGGAUUUCCAGUACCCACGCGACUCAGACAGCAUCCAGGACAUCAUCAGGUACAUGAGAGACAAGGACCAAAGGCAAGGUGAAAGCAAGGACGUGCGACUCCCCCCUGGGUUCUCCAUAGGAAGCCAAGACCACAUCGUUGGCCACAACGGCUUCAGGCCCAACAGUGGCUUCACCAUUGGCAGCCAAGACCACAUCAUAGGCAGCAACCCCUUUGGCGACACCCUGAGCAAUAUCAACAUCCAAAGCCAAAGCGAUGUGGGCUUCGGAAACAUCCAGCAGACAAGUGGAGAGAAAUUCAACAAUAAUUAUAACUUCAACAGUGGUGGCGGAAGUAAUUUUAACAACGGUGGUGGAAACAAUUUUGGCGGAGGAGGAAAUGGUGUUCGCGUGAGUGGCGGCGGCGGGAUUCCCGGCUUCAACAGUGGAAGUAACGGUGGGGGCAAUUAUUUCAACAAUGGAGGCAAUAACUUUAACAGUGGUGACAAUUUCAACCAAGGUGGUAAUCACUUCAACAACGGUAACAGUAACUUCAAUAACGGUGGCGGAAAUUUAAAUAACGGGGGUAAUAGUUUCAAUGGCGGUAGCAGCAUGUCAGUCAUUCCUCCUGUCCAGAACACAUAUGACCGCGGUACUUCGAAGUCAAGACCUUUUAACAUCAUGUUGGACGUGUAUCCCAUGGAUGACAACCCAGUGCCAUCUGGCUCACGACCUUUCCAGACGAGCAUUUCUUUCAACGGGGGUAAUGGACGCUUCGAUUCAAACAGCAAUGGAGGCAGAUUCAGUGGUGGCAGUUCCAAUAAUUAUGAUAGUGGCAUCAAUGGAAAUGCUUAUAAUAAUGGUAACAGCUACGGCAGUUACAAUGGAAAUGGAUUCAACAACAACAAUGGCAACAGAUACAACAACAACGACAGAUUCAGUGACAGGGACGACGCCAACAAGCACGAGGUCAUCCUCCAUCUGAACCUAUUUUCGAAGUCUCCUCUGUCCGUUCGCCGACAAGGGACUGUCGACGACUUUGCCAGCGGCCGGAGUGGGGCGGUGUCACUGGAGCUUCCCCUGACUGGCCAGCUGAGUCCCCUCGACGUGUACAAGGCAAUCAUCAAUAAAGCACGAACCUCCACCGCACAGGCGCAAGUCCAGCUUCCUCCAGGUGUAGAGACAGACUCACGGGAUGAGGUGGAGAUUGAGCUGUUCGACGUUGAAGAGGGACCAAGGCUCCUUCAGGCAAUCGAGUAUGGCCUCCAGGAGCUGAACCCGAGCCUUCCGCCAGACCUGCGCUUCGUCUUCGACAACUCGCCGGCGUCCGCCUCCGACCUCCAUCAGGCCGUUAACGGAGAGAACACAGGUCCAUCGAGGAACUCUUCUGCGAGCUCCCCCAACGACGGCGAGGAGAUGUGGCCGUCGCCCUCCUGGCCUGCCGUAGAGUUCGCCCACAAUGACGACUACAGUUAUUAUGACUACUACGAGUAUGAAGAUUAUGGUAUGGACGUAGUGGACCCUGAAACAACUACACUAACAGCAACGACAACAACAGCUGCUGAAACGACCACAUCGGGCAGCAAGGAAGAAGAAGCGGAAUUGCUCCCGACUCCGUGCUGGCACUCAUCUGAGAAUGACAAAAAUCUCAGUGGUGCCACCUAAAGUGUUCAAAUAGGAUUUUAAACAAUCUUAGCAGAAAUGAAUGCCUGUGUUUGACAUAAACAUAUUGGACAUAUUAUUUCAACAUGCAAAACUAAAAUCGAGAAAUGUACAGAGCAAAAUGUGUAGUACAGUACAUGCAGAAUUGUUGCAUGUAAUUUCAAGAUACCGCUGCCGUGUUGAUAUUAUUAUUAGAUAUAAAUGAGGCUUUUGGUUAUGAGUUUUCAUCGUCUUGAUGUUUCUGUAAUAUUUUUGUGGAAGAUACUGGUUACUAUACAGAAUCGCUUGAAUGGAAACCAAUCAAGGAGUUUGGUUCAGGACAGAUCAUUUAGAUUCUAGAGUAACGGUGAUUUGUGAAUCACUGUAAGAUAUGUAUUGAAAGGAUCAUGUCUUUAUUUUCUCAACUCAUUUACAUAUAAAACAUUUAAUUUAUUUAACGCACGCACACACACACAUACACACGCACGCACGCACACACACACACACACGCACCCACGCACGCACACACACACACACACACACACACACACACACACACACACACACACACACACACACACACACACACACGUACAUACAUAUGUAUAUAUGUAUGCGUGUGAUUGCGUGUAUGUGUGUAUACACACAUUUUCCUGUAAGGACCAGGACGGUGCAUUCCUUCAAGGUUAGAAGUGGAUGUAUACAAUGGAUCUGAAAGUUCAGUCAUCAUAAUUUAAAAAUACCAUUAAUUAUCAUUAUCAUUUUUCUCACAUAUUGCUCCAAAUCUUUUCUCGAUUUUUCUUUUCAUCCCUAGAACUGAUAGCUAUUAUGCACGUCCUGUGAAAAUGAUUAGUGGAAAUGGAAACACUGUAUUGCUCCCUGGGAGGUUCUACAUAAAUGUACUGAGAAAGCCUUAAACGCUGCGUCAGGACUUUCGUUGGGCUUGUUAUUUGACUGGGCAUUUUGUUUGUGAUAUUCUCUUAAAACAUGUUUUCUAACACAUAUACAGUGUCUGUGUGUGUAUAUUGAUUGUUGUUGCUCUAAAUAAUUUAUUUGAUGAAUAUAC
This is a messenger RNA of Penaeus indicus, 4310 nucleotides long. RefSeq lists its product as uncharacterized. Lineage: Eukaryota; Metazoa; Arthropoda; Malacostraca; Decapoda; Penaeidae. Bases 71 to 3268 code for a protein of 1065 amino acids. The record is from RefSeq and is a predicted model, not a curated record. The transcript has 4 exons.